AGGUGAAGACACGGGUAUCUCCAACGAUCGUCAGCAAGCAAAAGAUACAUCCCGGUCCACCUCACCACUUGUACUUCUGGAUCAUGUCCAAACCACACCAUUGCGAGGGACCUCCUUGCUCUUAAACCCUCUAAAUCCCCCAUGGUUUCGAACUUCCCUUCCCCUUCUCUCCUUCAUCUCGUCAGUAUCAGCCCGUGUUUUCAACCCUCGUCUCGACUAGUCGUCGCCCUUCUUUAUCUGCGUCUUUGAUAGAUCGCAUACACACUCCCUACUCGGCCGUGCCGAUCGCAUAACUACAACUAUCGCCUCAGCCUCGAUCUUUGGUUGUUGCCUUCACCUUGUCAUCCCGACUGUGAUCAACCCGAUUAUCAAGUACAACUUCACACUCAUUACACAAGUCGACUGUCGUCUUUAAAAACACAAGGUUUCAUCGAUCUUUACCCAAAUCGCUUUGAUUAAGAACAUCAUAUCAAAUCAGUCAAGAUGAUCGCCAACAAGCUCACCAUCCUUACCGCUACCGCCGCUCUUCUUGAGCCGGCCCUCGCUCUCGGCCACCGCCAUGCUCACCACCAGCACGCCCAGAAGCGUGGUGACUGGAUCGUUGCUACCAUCGACGGUCAGGUCGUCUCAUGGGAGAACAACUACUUCGGCCCCGGCGGUGCUGCUCCUGCUGCCACUCAGCCCGCUGCCGCUUCUCAACCCGAGGCACCUGCUGCUCCCGCUCCCGCUGCCGCUCAGCCCACCACCAUCAUCAAGGUCGCCAAACCCUCUCAAGCUGCUAAGCCCGCCUAUAAGCCCGCUUCUGAGCCCAAGAAGGAGGAGACCGCCGCCAAGGCUCCCCAGAAGGCUGCUAUCAAGGAGAAGACUCAGUCCAAGGCCAAGUCUAGCGGCUCCUCUUCCGGCGGCUCCGUUGGCUUCUCCCACAAGCGAGGUGUCUGCUACAACAACGUUGACCUUGCCAACACCUUCGCCGGUGACUGCAAGAACUGUGGCUGGGGUUACAACUGGGACUCCUCUUCCAACGGUCUCAAGGGUCUCAACUUCAUCCCUACUCUCUGGAACGACCAGCCUCUCCACACCGAUCGCUUUGCCGACAACUGUGCCCAGGCUCUCAGUGAUGGCGCCAAGGCUAUCUUCAGCUUCAACGAGCCUGACAACGCUGGUCAGGCUGACAUGACUCCUGCCUACGCUGCCAAGGCUCAUGUCAAGUGGCUCAACCCCUAUGCUGGCAAGGCCCUCAUCGGUGCUCCUUCCAUCAGCAACAGCGGUCUUCCUAUGGAGGGUGUCGAGUGGCUCAAGAACUGGGUCUCUGAGUGUGAGAAGCUCGGCGAGCAGUGCCAGUAUGACUUCUGCAACGUCCACUGGUACUCCGAGGUUGAGUACGGUAACACUCUCUUCGACCACCUCAAGGCUUCCCAUGAGGCUUGCGGCGGAAAGCCCAUCUGGCUCACUGAGUUCGCUCCUACCGGCUCUGAUGAGGCCAUUGCCGACUGGCUCAAGGAAACCAUCCCCAAGCUUGAGGACCUUUCUUACCUUGAUGCUUACUCCUACUUCAAGGUCGAGACUGGCAUGCUCAUGACCAGCGAGACCCAGCUCAGCUCCUACGGUAGCGUUUACGCCUCCGCUUAAGCUCGCGAAGGCCCAUGGCAGAUGGCCACCCAGUUCGUUUUAUAACUUCUUGUACACUCGCUAGGGAAAUACCCAACCAUUCAAAAUUGGCUUUCGGGAGGGAGGAUAAACAUUUUCGGUUCAAGGAUGGCGCCCGUUGACUUAUGUACAUAUUCUGCAUUUAGGUGACCAGGAUCUGGCUCACAGUAUCCACGUUUUUAUAUCACGGUCAACCUCCUUACCUUUUUUCUUAUCAUUAGUUCUGGGAUAUUACAAAAAGGGAGGACUUUGCAAAUAGAACAAUUCCUGAUCUUAACAGUUUGAUAGACUUCUUUCAGCGUGUAGAUACAUCUAUGAGCUACGAUGACAAUGAACAGCGAUUUGACUGCUCCAACUACUGU
Messenger RNA from Fusarium redolens, 2009 nucleotides. RefSeq names its product glycosyl hydrolase catalytic core-domain-containing protein. Lineage: Eukaryota; Fungi; Ascomycota; Sordariomycetes; Hypocreales; Nectriaceae. Gene Ontology annotation, biological process: fungal-type cell wall polysaccharide metabolic process. Gene Ontology annotation, cellular component: fungal-type cell wall. The coding region runs from base 484 to 1629 and encodes 381 amino acids. The record is from RefSeq and is a predicted model, not a curated record. The transcript has a single exon.